Juglans microcarpa x Juglans regia is the source of this 1119-nucleotide messenger RNA. RefSeq names its product ATP synthase subunit O, mitochondrial-like. The coding region runs from base 134 to 994 and encodes 286 amino acids. Gene Ontology annotation, molecular function: proton-transporting ATP synthase activity, rotational mechanism. NCBI's taxonomy places the organism in Eukaryota, Viridiplantae, Streptophyta, Magnoliopsida, Fagales, Juglandaceae. Gene Ontology annotation, biological process: proton motive force-driven mitochondrial ATP synthesis. The record is from RefSeq and is a predicted model, not a curated record. The transcript has 7 exons.
CGCGCACUCAAGUCAUUUAAGCGCUUCCCUACCUCACUCAUUUGCUCCUCCAGUCCUGCCUUAAGUCUUCCAUUGGCAAUAAUCUCUCCUUUCCUCUCUCGAUCAGAAUCACAGAUUUUGGGCUCGGAAGGAAAUGACGUCGGCCAUUCGCAUCAGAUCGGGCCUUCCUCUUCUCUCCAAGCUUCUCCGUUCCGGUUCCCUCUCUUCCCAGAGACCGGAGCUUUUCCUCUCAACCUCUGAGUUCUCAAGGAAUUAUGCCACUGCCGCGGGGCAAAAGGAAGAUAAAGUUAAGGUGCCGCUAGCUUUGUUUGGGGGAUCUGGAAACUAUGCAUCUGCAUUGUACCUUGCGGCAGUUAAACAAAAUGCCUUGGACAAGGUUGAGGCUGAGCUUCGUGAUCUUGUUGAGGCUUUAAAGAAAAGUCCUACCUUUUCUGGGUUUACAAAGGACCUCUCAGUCCCAGCAGAUAUCAGAGUAAAGGCUAUCCAGGAAAUUUCUAAUCAAGCUAAAUUUUCAGAGGUGACAAAGAGUUUCUUUGUUUUGUUGGCUGACAAUGGUAGGCUAAGAUUUAUAGACAGCAUCUCUAAGAGAUUUGUGGAGUUGACCAUGGCACAUAGGGGAGAAAUGAAAGCUGUAGUGACGACUGUUAUUCCCCUUCCACCGGAAGAGGAGAAACUAGAAAGAACUGAAGGAAACACUUACCUUGUUUGUUUUUACAACUCCUCACAACUCAUCUCAUCUAAUCAUUAUAACUUUUUCAAAUUCCAACUUUUAACUUUAAUCUCAACUUAUCUCAUCUCAUCUGUGAAAACAAACGAGGUUAAAGAUAUCAUUGGACGUGGGAAGAAGGUUAAUCUGGAGCAGAAGAUUGAUUCGAGUAUUCUUGUUGGCCUGGUGGUUGAAUUCGGACAAAAGGUCUUUGAUAUGUCCAUCAAAACCAGGGUUCGGCAGAUGGAAAGGUUCUUGAGGGAGCCCGUAAACUUUGGCAGCCUGUGAAAUGUGUUUUUGAGAUUCCGUGGAUGUCUGAAUUAGAAGGAAAAGUUAUUUUCAUUUUUGAUUUUGGUUCUUGUAAACUCAUUUAUGCAUGCAUGGUGGCAGGCCCAUCCAUUUGCAAAUAAAAA